AUGGAGGAUGUGUUUUACUGCCAAUAUGCAACCUUAAUAUUUAAUAUUAUUAAAUCUUCAAAACCAGACUACCUUUGGUCCCUCUUAGAAAAAAGAAAUUAUUGCCAUAAUGUAAAUUUAAGAAACGCCAAUCUUUAUUCUAUUCCAUACCACAAAACUUCUAAAUUUGAAAAAUGCUUUGAGUACUUAGCUGCUUCUAUUGCUAAUAAACAUAUGCAUUUAUUUAAACCUGACCUUACUGUUAACACCUUUAAAAGAAAGAAAGCUUUAGGCAUUCCAAAUCUAAACCCUGUUGAAUUACCUUUAGUGCAACUUAAAGGACAAGCUCUUAGUUUAGACCUAAUAAAUCUUAAGGUAUUUGGUUUAGAUAAAGGUGAAAUUACUAAGGUAGAAUUUAAUACAGAAAAUAAAUCAGGUUUAGUGACUUUACAAAUUAAAAAUGCCCAGCUAAUAAGUGAUUACGUCUUAACUGGUAAAAUUCUCGUUCUUGCAUUAGAUGGACGGGGCAAAUCAAACAUAACUGCAUCUAGUUCUGUUUUCGAAUGGAGUUUUAACUACGACUUUAAAGAAAAAAACGGCGAACAAUAUCUUAAAAUAAUUAAAGACGAAACCACUUUUAAAUUAGAAAGUUGUUCCUUUGAAUUUGGCGAUUUAUUUAAAAACGAUCCGGUUUUAACCAAAAGCACAAACGAUAUAUUAACACAGGAAUGGAAGUCUGUUAUUGAGGAUUUGGGAAGUGGAAUUGGUGCAACUGUGGGAAGUGUUUUUAAUCUUUGCACCACAGGGAUAUUUUCUAGAAUACCAUUCAAUCAACUUACAAAUUCAUAAACUGUUACCAAUAUUGUGAAUAUUGUAUUCUUAAAUAUCU
Molecule: messenger RNA, 868 nt
Organism: Brassicogethes aeneus
Lineage: Eukaryota; Metazoa; Arthropoda; Insecta; Coleoptera; Nitidulidae
Source: the annotation of a GenBank genome assembly